This is a messenger RNA of Zasmidium cellare ATCC 36951, 1608 nucleotides long. RefSeq lists its product as uncharacterized. The coding region runs from base 1 to 1608 and encodes 535 amino acids. Lineage: Eukaryota; Fungi; Ascomycota; Dothideomycetes; Mycosphaerellales; Mycosphaerellaceae. The record is from RefSeq and is a predicted model, not a curated record. The transcript is spliced from 2 exons. Gene Ontology annotation, biological process: translational initiation. Gene Ontology annotation, molecular function: translation initiation factor activity; GTP binding; GTPase activity.
AUGGGGCACGUUGACCACGGAAAGACUACCAUACUCGACUACCUGCGCAAGAGUUCUGUUGCUGCAGGCGAGGCGGGUGGAAUCACUCAGCAUAUCGGUGCUUUCAGCGUUCCUCUUGCGAGCAGCGGCAAGACAGUCACCUUCCUUGACACUCCCGGACAUGCUGCUUUCUUGGCAAUGCGUCAAAGAGGUGCUAACGUGACCGACAUUGUCAUUCUUGUCGUUGCUGCUGACGACAGCGUGAAGCCACAGACGCUGGAAGCCCUUAAACACGCCAAGGCGGCUGGUGUACCCAUGAUUGUUGCAAUCAACAAGGUUGACAAAGAGGAGGCAGAUAUCCAGCGCUGCAAGCAAGAUCUUGCCAGACAUGGCGUGGAGAUUGAAGAUUUCGGCGGCGAGACCCAGGUCGUUUGCGUCUCUGGCAAGACUGGGAAGGGCAUGGAUGAGCUUGAGGAGAGCGUCGUCACCCUUUCAGAGAUUCUUGAUCACCGUGCUGACACCGAUGGAGCUGUCGAGGGCUGGGUGCUCGAAGCGACCACGAAGAAAGCUGGCCGUGUUGCGACUGUGCUUGUGCGCCGUGGUACCCUCAAACCAGGUUGCGUGCUCGUUGCUGGCAAGACUUGGACACGUGUGAGGACGUUGAGGAACGAAGGUGGCUUUGCGGUCCCCCAAGUCGGUCCUGGUAUGCCUGUUGAGGUUGACGGGUGGCGAGAUCAGCCUGUUGCUGGCGAUGAAGUCUUGCAAGCCGAGACCGAGCAGCAGGCCACGAGCGUUGUCGAUUUCCGCGACGAGAAGGCAGAGCGUGAGAAAAUCGCCGAGGACACCGAAGCCAUCAACGAGAAUCGACGACUCGAACAGGAGCGACGAGAAAAGGAGAAGGCUGCUGAAGCGGCUGCUAAGAGAGUCGCCUCGGUAUCCCGCGAGGACGCCUCCAUCUCUGCUUCUGUCCCCGGAGCCGAUGCAGAAGAACAGCAAUCCGGUCAGGUGACGGUUCCAUUCAUCAUCAAAGCCGACGUCUCUGGUUCCGCUGAAGCAGUUUCUGCCUACAUCAUGUCCGUGUCCAACCCGCUCAUCAUGCCGCAGAUCCUCUCUUCUGGUGUCGGCGCCAUUCACGAGUCAGACAUCGACCUUGCACACGCAGCUCAAGGGCACAUCAUCGCCUUCAACCUGCCCGACGAUCCUGACAUGAAAGCUUUGGCCGAGUAUCGCGGUGUGAAGAUCUUGGAGAACAAUAUCAUCUACCGUGUCUUGGAUGAUGUGAAGGCUGUUCUCGAAAACAAGCUUCCACCAAUCGUCACGCAGCGCGUACUCGGCGAAGCCGAAAUCGCCAUGGAGUUCGAAAUCGGCGUGGGUGGACGAAAGAAGGUGAAGAUUGCUGGUUGCAAGGUGCGGAACGGCGUCGUGAGUAAAGGAGCGAGAGUGAGAGUCACGAGGAUCGGGGAGAAGGUUUAUGAAGGUACCAUCAACUCUCUCAAGAACGUCAAGAAGGACGUCCAGGAGAUGCGCAAGGGCACGGAGUGCGGGAUGGGUUUCGAAGGAUGGGAGGGCUUCGAAGCCGGCGAUCAGAUCCAGACGUUCGCGGAGAUUUCGGAGAAGAGGAAGUUGUAG